Messenger RNA from Seminavis robusta, 801 nucleotides. NCBI's taxonomy places the organism in Eukaryota, Bacillariophyta, Bacillariophyceae, Naviculales, Naviculaceae. The record is from the annotation of a GenBank genome assembly.
AUGGGCAAGAUUAUCGAAAGUCAAGCUACCCCCAUUUUGAUGGUUCCGCCGAUGGGACUGGAAUUGGAAGUGGAGCCAAUGCUUCGCGUGACGGAACACAAUAGUAAUGCUGUCACGUUAAAAAAGAAAUCUUCCAGUCGUUGUCCUUCUUCGAGAAAGGUGAGCUUUGCAGAAAGCGACAGCAGCAAUAGUGUGAAAGUUCAGAUUCACUUUUACGACAAGGAAUGCGACGAAGAGACCAUCCGUCAAUCUUGGUACAAUCACCAAGAAUACGCUGCCAUCAAGGAGGGUAGCUUUUCCAUCAUGCGAGAAAUGAAGAGACGAAUGGCGCAAUGCGGUCACGAUUAUUGCCCACAAGAGGAUUAUCCCGAAGACCAUCAGUGGACAUGGCGUGGAUUCGAGUAUGUCCUCCAACGAUAUCCACGCAAACACAUGCGUCUCACGCAUAGCGACAAUGUUCUGCAUUUCCAACAAGUCCUGGAACGCAGCUGUCCCACCGCAUUGGCAGACUACACUGCCAACAGCAGUUCCGCCUGUGGCAGUGGCGAUAGAGCACGACAACUAGGAAUCAACGAUCAACAAACUGCGCUAGAAAUAUACAGUCAAUCUCCCAUGCUUCCGGAAUACCAAAACUUUUUCGACGAUGAAGACGAAGAAGAAAAGGAAGAAGACGACGACUCCAAUAGUGUGCUGGUGGAAAACAGCAACCACACUGUCAGCUCUUGUAGAGUUCAGGCAGAACAAGCAAACCACCUUCCGGUGGUUUGGAGGACUGUCCGCAAGUUCUUUCUCUGUAUCUAG